AUGCACCUGCACCCCUGCGACCGACCGCCGAUUGCCCGCCCCGCUUCUGGCGUCCCUCCCCUCGGGCAGGCCGCCGCCGCUGGCGGCCGCAAGCGCCGCAACGCGGCGGGCGACGGCGAGGGCGACGACGGCGACGAGUUCUUCCGCGCUGCCAAGGCGGCGCGCGCGGCGGCCAAGGCGGACCGGCGCGCGCGCCACGAGGUGCCGGCGCUGGCGCCGCCGCUGCCUGACGAGAGCCGGGAGGGGCAGCGGCCGAUCAGCUACGCCAUUCAGAAGAACAGGGGCCUCACGCCACAUAGCACCGCGCCUACGCCCGCGGGUGCGGGCGGUUUGGCGCUGGCGGCGCUUGCGCGCAUCCGCACGGGGGCCUGGCGGAAGGACCUCAAGAACCCGCGCAAGAAGCACCGCAUCAAAUUCGCCGCCGCACAGGUGCGGCGCAAGGGCCAGGUCCAGGGUGUGCGCGAGGCCCCCGGGGCCGGGUACUCUGGGGAGGCCACCGGCGUCAAGGCAAACGUGGCCAAGAGCCGCAGGCUGGGAUGA
Molecule: messenger RNA, 540 nt
Organism: Monoraphidium neglectum
Lineage: Eukaryota; Viridiplantae; Chlorophyta; Chlorophyceae; Sphaeropleales; Selenastraceae
Exons: 4
Coding region: 1-540 (179 amino acids)
Biological process (GO): maturation of SSU-rRNA from tricistronic rRNA transcript (SSU-rRNA, 5.8S rRNA, LSU-rRNA)
Cellular component (GO): nucleolus; small-subunit processome
Source: RefSeq, a predicted model, not a curated record